CCUCGCUGCCGUACGUCAUGACGCCGGGGCGUGGCCUGUCACUUUUCUUUGGCAGCCCCACGCUCGCCUUUGACAGUGAGCCUUGCUAGCUGUGGUGCACUGUAACUCCCGAGCCAUUCAAAGUGAGCAGCCAUUCAAAGUGAGCAGCCAUUCAAAGUGAGCAGCCAGCCGGCGGCCUGAUAUCACACGAGCUCUCACCUUUAGGGACACUUAGCUUUCAGCAAGGCGCUCGCGCUAACCUUUAAGACUUUAUUUUUUUUAAGAGACACGCGACAAAGAUGUCUAAAGACACGGAAGGCAAGAGCGAGAAAAUCAUGGAUAUGGAGAGCAAGGUGUUGUGGUACCCGGACUCUAAGAGGAACACACAGAUGGACAAGUUUAGGAUACAGGUCAACGGAGACUACGGACUUAAUCUGGCCAAUUACAAUGACCUGUACCAGUGGUCGGUGGACAGCUACUCAGAGUUCUGGGGAGAGGUGUGGCGCUUCUGUGGAGUAGUCAGCUCCAAACCAUAUGAAGAGGUUGUGGAUGUAUCAAAACGGAUCUCAGAUGUCCCAGAGUGGUUUAAAGGAGCUCGCCUGAACUAUGCUGAGAACUUGCUCAAACAUGCAGACCAGGAAAAAGUAGCCCUCUAUGCUGCAACUGAGGCAAAUGAGGAGAUCGUAAAGGUGACGUACGGGGAGCUGAGGAGCCAUGUGGCGUUGUUUGCUGCCGCCAUGAGGAAGAUGGGCAUCCAGACUGGGGACAGGGUUGCAGGCUACCUACCCAAUGGCAUCCAUGCAGUGGAGGCCAUGUUGGCAGCAGCCAGCAUUGGAGCCAUUUGGAGCUCCACGUCUGUCGACUUUGGAGUCAACGGUGUUCUUGACAGGUUUUCUCAAAUUCAGCCCAAGCUGAUCUUCUCUGUUGCCGCUGUUGUUUACAACGGCAAAACACAUGACCACAUGGAAAAGCUCAUCAGUGUUGUCAAAGGUCUGCCUGACCUGCAGAAAGUAGUGGUGAUUCCCUACGCUCGCUCCAAGCACGAGACUGACCUCUCCAAGAUCCCCAACAGUGUAUUUAUAGAUGAUUUCUUGGCUUCUGGACGUGGUGAGGCCGACCAGUUUCCACAGCUGGAAUUUGAGCAGCUUCCGUUUAAUCAUCCCCUGUUCAUCAUGUACUCUUCUGGUACCACGGGUGCUCCUAAAUGUAUGGUUCACUCUGCUGGGGGAACACUCAUCCAACACUUGAAAGAACAUAUACUUCAUGGCAAUAUGACCAGCAGUGAUGUCAUCAUUUACUACACAACGACUGGCUGGAUGAUGUGGAACUGGCUGGUGUCUUCUCUGUCAGUGGGAGCCUCAGUGGUUUUAUAUGAUGGUUCACCGCUAAUGCCCACGGCCAAUGUACUGUGGAACCUGACAGACCAGCUGGGCAUCACCAUCUUUGGUACCGGAGCCAAGUGGCUGUCUGUGCUGCAGGAAAGGAACCUGAAACCCGGAGAAACUCACAACCUCCAGUCUCUCCACACCAUCCUGUCUACUGGCUCUCCCCUCAAGCCUAUGAGCUACGACUACGUCUACCGCUGCAUCAAGAGCAACGUGCUGCUGGGCUCCAUCUCAGGUGGCACUGACAUAGUGUCGUGUUUCAUGGGUCAGAACCCAACAGUUCCAGUGUAUCGGGGCGAGAUCCAAACAAGAAACCUCGGCAUGGCUGUGGAGGCCUGGAGCCCUGACGGUAAGCCUGUUUGGGGAGAGAGUGGGGAGCUUGUCUGCUUGAAGCCAAUCCCCUGCCAGCCUACACACUUCUGGAACGACGAGAACGGGAGCAAAUAUCACAAAGCAUACUUUUCCUCAUAUCCUGGGGUGUGGGCCCAUGGUGACUACUGUAAAAUCAACCCAAAGACGGGAGGCCUCGUCAUGCUGGGCAGAAGUGACGGGACACUGAACCCCAAUGGAGUCAGAUUUGGCAGCUCAGAGAUCUACAACAUUGUGGAGGCGUUCGAAGAAGUGUCAGACAGUCUUUGCGUUCCUCAGUACAACUCCGACGGAGAAGAAAGAGUUAUUUUAUUCUUAAAGAUGGCACCUGGUAAACCCUUUUGCCCGGACUUGGUGGCGAAGAUUAGAGGAGCCAUUAGAAAAGCCCUGUCUGCCCGACACGUCCCUGCUCUGCUACUGGAGACCAGAGACAUUCCUUACACAAUCAGCGGUAAGAAGGUGGAAGUGGCUGUGAAACAGGUCAUUGCUGGCCGGGAGGUGAUGCAAAGAGGAGCUUUCUCCAACCCUGAUUCACUAGACCUCUACAAGAACAUUCCUGAACUCCAAAACUAUUAGACGAGGCUUCAUGGAGCUAGAGAGAUGAUCUCCAAAAGUGAACCAAGAAUUCAGCCUAGUUUAAAUUAACUUAAUUCAAAUUUGCAGAUACAGGGGGACAUGCAAAGUGCAUUGCACGGGUAGUUUACAAAGCCACCUUGAGCUGUUCAGGGCAUACAAGAGGAAAAAGUACAUACAUCAAAAAAAUACGAAAAGGGUACAAAUAAUCUGUGUACGUAUAUAAAGUCCACUGUAUCUGAUGAAAGACUUUAAAAACAUUAGGUGUACUUCUCCAUACCUUGUUAAGUGAUCAAGCAGCUGCUCUUAGUGUACCAUCUUGAGUAUCUCUUUGGAUGUAACAUGAUGUGCACAGCAGCGCUUGUGAAUACCACCAACAACAGAGAAGUGAAAUUCAGCAUUAAGCACUUUGGCUUCACUGUCUGAUUGCUAUCAGCCAGUUGAAGAAUCAUAUCUCUCUGUGUCACCUGCUUUAACCCCCCGUCGUUGGUUCUGAGUGAGUCCCAGACUGGAAAAAUCAUGGAAGUGUGCAGAUAAACACACACACACACACACACACACACACACCUGGGAUUAACACCUCAGCUCAUAUCACCAUAUCAUUAUGUGGUGUGUAUUGCUUUAUUAAAUGUGUGUAUAUAUAUAUAUGAAUAUAUAUUUUUUGGACUGUGAAAUUAUGUAAACAUUAUAAUUAUGCAUUUAAAGAUAGUGACUCGAACCUGUUAACCAAAGUGAGUCUGAGAUUUAGACGGUUAUUAGAUGUCAGGAGUUAUAGUUUGAAUAAAUGCACCAGAAACGCUCAAAUCCUAACUUUCAUUUGACUUUGUAUCCCUUAGUUCUAUUUCAUUCCACCUAAGACAUCAAGGCAUUAACUGAUGAAGCUUAAGUGUGAUCUAAAAGCGAGAAAAUGUUAAUUUCACCACAAAAGCCUGUAUUUUAUAGUCAACAAUUAAUGCAUCAUGUUUGUCAUAACUCUAAGAAAAUGUGUUCUCUUCAAAUACAGUAGAGCCUGUUUUAAAUUUGUCGUGGGAAAGCAGAAUGAUUCAUUCAAAAUGUCAAAAUUCUGUGUGGCAAAGCCAAAAAGGCUGGGUAAAUCUAUUAAAGAUGAACAGCAGUGGUUUUGGUGAUAAAUAGCACUACUGAGCGAAUUGUUGAGAAAUCGCAGAUAAAAUAAAUGAAAAAUUAAGAUAAAUGAAGUGUUUCAUACUGACACGGAGGUAGCACUUUUCUUAUUACCUUUUGUGGUUUUUAAGGAUUCUUCUUUGGUUUUUGAUUCUGUCUUUUUAAGUUGUUUCAGGAUUAUUUUAAACAUGUUUAACAUUAUGGGCAUAAAUAAAUAAACUAAAAACUGUGCAGUUCAUCUUUAAUGUUACUGCUUAGAUUGAAAACAUUUCCUUUUUAUAAAGCUACUCUGUGGAGUUUUUGAUCACUAGGAGUGCUAAGGAGCAAUGUAUUGAUGCGUUGGUCUCCAUUUUGUUUGUAUCUGGUGUGCAUGCACGAGAAUGUGGGUGAUGGGAUACAUAUUCCUGCCAAUGACGUCAUGCUCUUCCACUGACUGAUAGGUGGCAGCGGAAUGUGCCAAGAAAAGUAGCAAUGUACUAGCAAAAUGCAGGGAAGAGGACUGCAAGCUAGAAACAUGAACAAAAUAUUUAUUUUCAAAUAUUUUGAGAUUUUUUAGGCCUCAAGGGCACACAAUACUAUUUAACAUUUGUUUUAGAAGAAAACUCCACAGGGUAUCUUUUUCUCCAAGAUGUGCAGGUUCUCUCUAAUGGAGACAGGGAUCAUAAUUAGAUAACUGUAUACUUUGCACUUUAGUACUGUAUAUACAAAUUUGUUCAUGGUGAACUCUGGUGAAACAUGGCUUAUAUACUGUUCCGUUGUGUCGCAUGCAUGCAGGUUAUGCAGUUUUCUUUCUGCACCAAAUGUUUCUUAUAAUAGACCAAGAGUAACAAUGCAAUGUCACAAUGCAAGCUGAUUGUAUUUGGUUCUUCCAUGUCAACCUUUAGUGAAUUUACAAUGUAAGUUUUACUUAUUUCGGUGUUGCAAGAAAUUUUACUGAAUCAGA
Larimichthys crocea (large yellow croaker) is the source of this 4371-nucleotide messenger RNA. It is a transcript of the gene aacs, whose product is annotated as acetoacetyl-CoA synthetase. The coding region runs from base 279 to 2309 and encodes 676 amino acids. The transcript is spliced from 18 exons. NCBI's taxonomy places the organism in Eukaryota, Metazoa, Chordata, Actinopteri, Sciaenidae. Gene Ontology annotation, molecular function: acetoacetate-CoA ligase activity. Gene Ontology annotation, biological process: lipid metabolic process; positive regulation of insulin secretion. The record is from RefSeq and is a predicted model, not a curated record.